Messenger RNA from Melitaea cinxia (Glanville fritillary), 1092 nucleotides. RefSeq lists its product as uncharacterized. The coding region runs from base 1 to 1092 and encodes 363 amino acids. Lineage: Eukaryota; Metazoa; Arthropoda; Insecta; Lepidoptera; Nymphalidae. The transcript has 2 exons. The record is from RefSeq and is a predicted model, not a curated record. Gene Ontology annotation, molecular function: catalytic activity.
AUGGAGCAGAUUGUGUAUGCCUGUACCUAUCGGUCGCAUAGUGGUGAUCGGGAGACGACUCGGAUGUUCGACUAUCUCAGUGAGACGGCUGACAUGGUCCAACGUCGGUAUCCUGCUGCCCAAAUGGUAUUUCUGGGGGAUUUUAACGCUCACCACCAGGACUGGCUGUUCCCAUACCAGAAUACCGACCACGCCGGGAGAAAGGCGCUCAAAUUUGCUCUGUCGCUAGAUCUUACCCAGCUAGUCCAAGAAGCAACACGAGUACCCGACGUUGACGACCAUACACCUAAUUGUUUGGACCUUCUGUUGACAACUGACCCUGACCGGUCCUCGGUAUCAGUUGCAGCUCCCCUGGGCACAUCUGAUCACUGUGUGGUAAAGUCAGUAUCUAACUUUCACCCUCUGGAUACAGGUCCUACCGUAACCAGACGUGUGUGGCGAUAUAAGUCGGCAGAUUGGGAUGAGAUGCGACACUUUUUUGCAUCCUACCCUUGGCGGCAGACUUGCUUCUCUUCCAGUGAUCCGUCGAGUUGCGAACAAGAAAUAUCGGAAGUGAUACGUCAGGGGAUGGAGUACUUCAUUCCAUUUGCUGAUGUAUCACUAGAUGGCAAGAUCCCUAGGUGGUAUAAUGCAGAAUGUGCCGAAGCUGCAGCCCGUAAGGACUCAGCGUUUGCAGCGUGGGCUGAAGCCCGUACCCUUAAAUCUCCGGAUAUAACUACGAGGAAGAGAGCGUUCAACUCUGCUGCCAAAUCCUACAAAAGGGUUCUUAAAAAAGCUCGUUUCAACCGUAUUAAACGCAUCGGAGCCCAACUAGCUUCCCAUCCGCGCGGUAGUAGAGCAUUUUGGUCACUCUCCAAGUCGGUUGAAAUGAGCUUCUGCCGUCCCUCGCUGCCUCCUCUGCUUAAACCAGAUGGAUCGCUGGCCUUUACUGCGACAGAAAAGGCUAACCUUUUAGCGAAUCUGUUUAUAGAAAAUUCGCUCCUUGAUGCAGGUAGUGCUUCACCGCCCAGACAUCCACCUUGCGACUCUGUUAUGUCAGAACUACGCAUUCGCCAAACUGAGGUUUUGAGAGUACUCCUUAACCGCAGCUAA